AUCUCCUCCUCUUCUUCUUCUUCUUCUUCCCCCACUCUUACCCAUCACUUUCCCCUGUCUUCUUUCCGACCACUUCAACUACUAGGUUGUUGAGAAUUUUCUAUCUCAUGACGGACUAUCGACUGCCGCCGUCCAUGAAUCUUUGGGCAGACGACAACGGAUCGGUCAUGGAGGCUUUCAUGAGCUCCGAUCUUACUGGUCUGUGGCCACCUUCACAGUCUUCUGCAUCCACCUCCACGCCCCCAAUACCCGACCCAUCUAAGGCCCUGGCCCAAUUGCAGCCGCAGGUCCCGCCUUUUAACCAGGAGACCCUCCAGCAGCGCCUUCAGGUUCUGAUUGAGGGCGCUCGUGAGAACUGGACCUACGCGAUUUUCUGGCAGUCGUCUUAUGAGUACCCUGGAGCUGCUGUUCUUGGGUGGGGAGAUGGGUAUUAUAAAGGGGAGGAAGAUAAAGGGAAACGGAAGUUGAAGACGUCAUCGUCAGCUGCCGAGCAGGAUCACCGUAAGAAAGUUCUCCGAGAGCUUAAUUCAUUGAUUUCUGGCCCUUCAGCCCCCACCGACGAUGCUGUCGACGAGGAGGUUACCGACACCGAGUGGUUCUUUCUUGUUUCUAUGACGCAGUCUUUCGUCAACGGAAGCGGGUUGCCUGGUGAGGCGUUCUUCAAUUCUAGCCCCGUAUGGGUCGCCGGGAUGGAGCGGUUGGCCUGUUCGUCGUGUGAGCGGGCUAGGCAAGGGCAGGUGUUCGGGCUGCAAACGAUGGUGUGCAUACCGUCGGCGAAUGGGGUUGUUGAAUUGGGGUCUACGGAGCUGAUCCUGCAGAGCUCUGAUCUGAUGAAUAAGGUUCGUGUGCUGUUUAAUUUCAAUAAUGGUAUGGAUGCCAGUAGGUGGUCGAUGAGCACGAAUCCGGAUCAGGGUGAAAACGAUCCUUCUUCCCUCUGGAUAAACGAUCCCACAAAUGGAAUUGAAAUCAAGGAGAACAAUAACAUUGGAAUUGUUGAUCAGAGAGAAAAUAAGUGGUAGCUUGAUUUGUAUAACUCAUUAAUAAGAUAUAAAAAAAAAAAAUCAAA
Messenger RNA from Rubroshorea leprosula, 1066 nucleotides. The record is from the annotation of a GenBank genome assembly. NCBI's taxonomy places the organism in Eukaryota, Viridiplantae, Streptophyta, Magnoliopsida, Malvales, Dipterocarpaceae.